This is a messenger RNA of Agrilus planipennis (emerald ash borer), 2689 nucleotides long. RefSeq names its product transferrin. The record is from RefSeq and is a predicted model, not a curated record. The transcript has 13 exons. Gene Ontology annotation, biological process: iron ion transport. Lineage: Eukaryota; Metazoa; Arthropoda; Insecta; Coleoptera; Buprestidae. Bases 184 to 2358 code for a protein of 724 amino acids. Gene Ontology annotation, cellular component: plasma membrane; early endosome; recycling endosome.
GUUGUGAUUCAUCCGUUGUUUUGUUCUGUGGUGCGUCUUUUAUUUAAUUUGAAACUCAUCCAUAGGACAAAGUGAUUGUUUUAUAUUUAUAAUUUUAGUUUACUGUUUGUAUUGUGGUACAAAUUAACAAGUUGUUGGUUUUGCGCUAUUUAUUUAGUUUGCGUUGGAUUUGAGGUUUUCAAAAUGAAGAAGUGGACAUUUUCGAUUGCAAUGGUUAUAUUGCUUUACGUAGGGCGGAGAGCAAAUGCACAACUAUCUAAUAAAUUUAAAGUUUGUGCCAAAUUUGGCACAUACAAUGAAUGUCAGCAACUAGACCGCACAAACGAAAUUGAAUGCAAAAAGAAUUUUCACAGCGUCGAUUGUUUAAUAAAUGUCAACUCGGGGGCUAGUUCUUUUGGGAGUGUAACAGCAGAAGAAGCACUUUUAGCAAACCCCUUUCUACAAAAUGUUGUAGUUUUGGGUGAAUACAGAUCAGAACCCUAUUUGGAUGAUUCAGUGUUUCAAACAGUGGUUCUGGUGAAAUCUACUUAUUCUGGUGGGUUUUCUGGUCUAAGUGGUGCUAGGUACUGUCAUCCCGGAUUUAAAUACGACUUGGAGGUGACUGAUUUUCUUUUGAAAGAGUUUGAAUUGCAAUUAUUUAAUUCGACUUCCUUAAAUCUGUGUAAUGCUGAAACAACUACAUCAACCCUCGUGGAGAAACACGUUAAAACCCUUGCUGACUUCUUUGGACCUUCUUGUAGACCUGGACCCCUUACAGAAGAUGUAAGCUUCAAUCAACAACUCAAGGAAAGUUAUCCAUCCUUGUGCGAAUUGUGUUCAGAUAAUUGUGCACCAUUCACUGAUCAAUUGUUCAUGUCUUCAUUGAUCUGCCUUACACAGAAGAACGGAGACGUUGCAGUAUCUUCGUUAAACAGUGUUCGAAACUUCUUCAACAUUUCAGAUAAUAAAGAUAAGGCACAGAAUUACAGAUACUUGUGUAAAAAUGGGACAGUUACUACUUUGGAUAAUCCAUGCGUUUGGUCUAAACAGCCAUGGGACUUGUUAAUAGCCAAUAAUGACAUUAAGGACACUCUUUUGCCUCAAGUGAAGGUUUGGUUGCAGUCUCAUUCAAUAUCUGAAGGUGGAUCUUACAGCGCUGGUAGCCCUCUUAGUCCAACUUCUCGGGAGAGUCUUAUUAGCGUUUUAAUGCCUGAAGAUAGGAAAUUUAAAAAAAUUAAAUUCUUUGACAAUCCUGUUAAUUUAACGACCUAUUUAAGUGGUCUUCGAAAUGUUUCCACAGCAACUGAGGCUGUUCAGUGUGGCACAACAGUCAAUUGGUGUACCGUAUCGAAUGCAGAACAGGAGAAGUGCAACUGGUUGGCACAAGCAGGAGCGAAUAGGGGGAUCCAACCAAUUGUAAAUUGUGUACAGGCCACGGACAAACUCAGUUGUAUCAGCCAAAUUUACAAUGGAGUUGUCGACGUUGUUGAUAUUGACACCAACUUUGGGUAUUUGGCAAGAAGAAAUGGCCUUUCUGCACUGGCCUUCGCAGAAACUGUAACACGAAAUUUAACUACGGUGCUAAUCGUUGUUAAAAGCAACACAACUGAUAUUAACAUUGAAGGACUUAAGGAUAAAAAGGGAUGCUUCCCUGAAUAUGCAGGAAUUGAAUGGUUGGCGUUUGCAAAUAAAAUCCGGCCCAGGUCAACUUGUGACUUGGAAGUGGUAGUGAGGGAUUUUGUUGGGGAUUCUUGUAUGCCAGGUGCCCACUCCAAUGAUCGCAGACCUGUCAGUAAUGGCUACGAUUCAAAAUUGUGUGGAUUGUGCCAAGUGAAUCCAGCUAAUCAAGGAUCAACUGCCACAACUUGUAAUACUGAUUCAACAAAUCUGUUUUAUGGGAACGAAGGUGCCUUAAGGUGUCUCCAAUCUACCGGAGAAUUUGCCGUCAUUAGUAAAAACAAUUACAAUGUUGACCCCAACGAGUUUAGAGUUUUGUGUGCGAAUGGAUCUCUGGCGUUAUAUACUGGAUUUAAUGUUGAUCAAAAUUGCGCCCUCACGGUUGUUAUUAACAGUGAAGUCAUUGUAAAAAAUAGUAAUCCAAAGAUAAAGGAUUUAUCAAUCGCCAUAUUCGAAUUUGAAAGGUGGUUUGGGCAAGACAGUAGGAAACCUUUCGAGUUGUUCAAUCAGUUUAAUUCCACCUGGGAUCUACUCUUUAAGGAUUCCACCCCUGGUUUGGACAGCGCCCAGUCUCAAAAUCAGUACGUAACAAACUACAAAAACCAGGUUUCUGCAGUGUGUUCCACUUCUUUAAGUACAAAAACCGCCGCAUCUUUGCUCACUAUAUUUUUAGCAAUUUUAUCAGUAAGACUGAACUUUUAGAACAUUUUAAAUAAACAUCUUAACACUUGUGGAAGCAUGCAGUCAUUGUUGUCUUAUACUUAACUGCCAACAAAUAUUUUUACUAAUGAUAGUUCUAAAAGAGAGUAUAAUUGAUUAAAUAAUUAAUAAAAACUUUUUCGUUGACAACGAAUCGAUUGCAUGUACGUUGUAAGAUUUACUAAAGUAUUUUUGUUGUUUUGAAUAAUUAGAUUACUUUUAUAUGGCAUCGAAUUAAGACCAGUUACAGUAAUGGUGUUUUUCGUGUUCAAUUGUUUUUUAAUAUAUUAUAUUAAGCCAUUGAUUUUAAUAAAAAUAAAUUUAAUUACGUGUU